UGUCACUAAGCUAACGUUACCCACGAAGCGCUAAGCCCCUUCAACGCUCCAGCUUUGUCAACAUGCAUUUUAAUUUCACUCUUCACGUUGAUGCUUUCUUCGUAGCUUACUCAGAAGCGUGUUAACAUAUUUAAAUGGCAUUAUUUAACGAGCCCAGCUAGCCUCGCUGGCUUUUUCUUUCUCUCUUUCCGCCGCAGCCACAAUCAGAGAAGCUAACCAGAGCUAGCUCGUUAGCCUGUUAGCUUCAGCUGGCUCCGGGGGAAUAUGGCGAUUGUGUCUGGCUCCUGUGCCCGAGUUAACGGGUCUAGAAACGGGCCGUCUGUGUCCGCUACACCCUCUGGAUCUGCGGGGCAAGCUCAGCCCAUGAUUGCGGUGUGGGAAUGGCAGGAUGACCUGGGGCACUGGAGGCCUUACAGCGGCCAGGUGAGCGCACACAUCGAGCGGAGUCUGGCUCCGCGGGGCCAGAGAGGAGGGGGACCCGGCUCCACCAGCAUCUGCCUGGGACAAUCAGACCCCAGCCUGUCGCCUUAUCUCAUCGACAUACCGAGCCUGAAGCAGUUUCGACAGGACACAGGAAAGACCCGAUCAGUGCGUCGCUCCCUGUUUGCCCAGUCCUCAGGCCUGGGCAGUGGUGUUUACUGGGAAUGGGCCAACGACGAAGGCGGAUGGACUCCAUAUGAGACUCGAACCUCUAUCCUUUUAGAGCACAGCUAUCAGGCCCGACAAGGCACAGCAGACUUGGGCCCGCACGGAUAUAAUUACAUUGUGGAUCUCACGUCUCUGGCCCAGGUUAACAAAGCCACCGGAUUCAGGCGGCAAGUUCGACGGCAGUGCAACCUCCCCUACCCGCUGGCCUCCUCUGGCCCCCCGGCGAUCCCCUCGGGUCCCACCUGCUCCUGUCAGCAGUGUUUGAGCCACAGCAGCACAGGACCCAUGCCAAGCCGCUCACGGCACUCCUUUUCAUCUGGCAGCCUGAACCGGCCCAGUCUGCAAGGGACAGGAAGGGCUGUGGCAGCUCACCCUACUUCUGUCUACUCACCUUACCCCAGGAGACCCCUCUCUGUCGGGGGGAUGUCCUGGGGCAGCCCCUGGCCUCCACCGCCCUCUGGUAGUCAGCUGCCUCCGCCGCUUCUGAGCAGCUCCGCCAGUGCCAACGGGUUAAGUGUUCCUUCCAUCUCUGUGCAGCUGAACGGAUCGACCAGUGUGAGCUCCGCCCUGGCAGGCAUGGCCUCCAUUUUGAUGUCAGCAGUGGGACUCGGCGUGCACUUCACCUCUGCCCCCCUCCCUCAGCAGCAGCAUCAGCAGCAUCAGCAGCAUCAACAGCUACAGCUACAGCUACAGCAGCAUCAGCAUCAGCAGCAGCAACAGCCUGCUCCUUUCUCUCUUCCUCCUCCUCUCCUCCCCCCAGCCAGCAGGCCCAGCAAGCCCCCCAGCAGCAGCAGCAGCAGCAGCAGCAGUUCAGUUAGGAGAGCAAAGAGGCAGCACAGGAGAGCCUCCUCUCAGCGACCUGAAGAAGUGAUUCAGCGGUACAUGGAGGUGGUGGCCGGAGUACCUGAUGAGGACUGCAUCAUCUGCAUGGAUCAACUGUCCAAUGCGUCCGGCUACGAGACAGCGGUCUCAGAAGAGGGGGGUCAGAGCAUCCUGCCCGACACUGUGGGCAAAUUCAUCAAAUGUGGACACACCCUGCACAUGCUCUGCAUGCUGGCCAUGUACAACAACGGAACAAAGGACGGCAGCCUGCAGUGCCCCUCGUGUAAGACAAUCUACGGAGAGAAGACCGGCACGCAGCCCAAAGGAAAGAUGGAGAUCUACAGCGUGGCCCAGUCGCUGCCGGGACACCCGGACUGUGGGACCAUCCAGAUCAUCUACAGCAUACCGCCGGGCUUACAGGGUCCAGAGCAUCCAAACCCCGGGCAGCCGUUCACCUGCAGAGGCUUCCCUCGCUUCUGUUUCCUCCCGGACAACGACAAGGGCAGGAAGGUGCUCGAGAUGCUGAAGGUGGCGUGGAUGCGGCGCCUCAUCUUCACCGUGGGAACCUCCAGCACCACCGGCGAGCCCGACACGGUGGUGUGGAACGGCAUCCACCACAAAACGGAGAUGAUGUCCAACCUGUCGGGCCACGGCUACCCCGACCCCAACUACCUGGACAAUGUGUUGUCGGAGCUGGCCUCUCAGGGCGUUAACGAGGACUGCCUCAAAGCUCCGGGCGGCGGUGGCAGUGGCGGCGGUGGCAGUGGCGGGGGCGGCGGCAGCAGCAGCUAGGUCACAGCUCCACACUCCUCCUCGCUGCUGAAUUAACCCUUCAUAUUCCACCCUCUGCGGCCCGGGUGGACCUCCUGCAACCUCCACUCCCCCCCUCCGCUGUUAUAACGUUAAAGUCAACAUCUGUCCAAAACCUCAUCGAGUGGACGUACGGGGGAAAACGCGAGCAGAACGCAGAGUGCUUCAUGCUCCACUACAUUCCUGCUCCUCACAUAUUCCAGGAGACUGAACUCUGAGGCUCCUCUUAACCCCCCCGAGCCUCUUUUCAUCGGCCCCUCCACACACACACACACACACUGGAGAUUUCUUUGUGUUCGUUCUUGUUUCUUCAUCGAACGCCUCGUCUGUAUCCCCCUCGUCUAGUUUCCAUGACGAUGGCAGCUUUCAUCGGGGAUCAAAAAUCUCAUUAAGCACUUUAGUUGUGACCGUGCAUUUAGCUGACAUGAUGUGUGAUUUCUUUUUGUUUUAAAGGGCAGUUAACUUGUUUUCAGAAUUGGGAAAGUUAUGCAAUCGAAGUGGAAACGUUUUUUUUUUUGUGUUCGGCACAAAGACGCUGAAACUUCUCGUAGCAGAGGGAGUAUAUAUCAGCCGAUUCCACGAGACGGGGGGGAGGGGAAUAACUGAAAUGAUGUAAAUAAAUAAAAACAAGAAACGAAAAUAUUGUAAAAAGAAAAACAAGUUGUGUCCAGGAGGAGGAGAACCGUUUCUUUUAACACAUUUAACACCUCUUUGUUUUUAAUUUUAGUGAUUUUAAUCCCCAAACUGAUUUGAUGUCUAAGCUACGGAAGCCCGACAGGGACAUACUUCUAUACAUUUUAUAAGUGAGACAGCAGAUCACAAAUCUCCCGGCUCGGAUCGGAUCAGUUUUUAGUAUCUGUGGAAAAAAAAAAGAAGAUAUUUACAAUCUUAACUUCUCGACUUCAAAAGCACUACAGAUCAAAACACGUCUCCAUGAAUGUUAAUGAUGUAUCACAUCCUUCACUGUAGGCUACACACAUCGCUCUCAUUCCAAUAAUAAUCAUAAUAAUCAUCACACAGGCUGGUGGAUGAAGCUGAACUCUGUUUGGGUUUAAAAAGUGUUUUUAGGAAUCUGAGAGGAACAGUCUGAUUUUAAGAAGCUGCAUCAGUUCAAUAACGGUAUGUUACCGUCAUCUUUUACAAACACUAAAUAGAAAUCCUUCCAUCACGAGUUGGCUGUAAUCUACACACACACACACACACACACACACCAUUAAGCGGAUGUGUGUGUGUGUCUGCAGAGCGUGAUGUGUGAACCAGACAGUCAGGACAUUUGUAAGGGACUAAAUCUUCAUCAAGCACAGACUAGAAACAGCCCGUUACUAAGUUUCUGACUUUAAGUUUGUGAUUUGGUGUUAAGACGCAGUCACCAGCUGAUACCUGAACCAUAAACACACCGUGAGAUGAAACGGAGAAGAGCCGAGGCAGCGAUCAAAUCAAAGUAACCGUACCUACUUGAAAAGCAGAUACGACUUUUAUUUUCACAGAGACUCCCCGGGGAUUUAACCGCAGUCCUUUAUUUUUUUAAAGAUUUAUUUUUAGGCAUUUUGUCUUUUUUAGAGAGAGAGAGUGGAUAGAGUAGGAAACCAGAGAGACAGAGAGAGAGUGGGGAAUAACAGUCUAGAACCCGGGCUGCUCGUUUGGGGGACUAAAGCCUCCAUACACGAGGCGAGACCUAACCACUAGGCCAUCUGCGUCCCCAUUAGUAGUGCAUUUAUUUGAAUUUUAGAGGUUUGCUUUUGAUCGUGAACCGAAGGGGGUGGGAUCUGAACGGAUCAGCUGUCAUCUUUUUCAUCUCUGCUUUUUUAAGUCGUCUCAAGAUAACGCUUAGUUUAGAGACCGGUCAGUAAGAAACCCAGCGUUGUUACCCCCGAUAUAAAGAUAAAUAAGUCCAGAUCUCAGAAAAAUCUAAAUUGACUGGUUAUUACCGGAGAGCGGAGUUGAAUAAAAUGUAUGGAUGUGUGUCCUCUCAGGGCUUCCGUACUCGUGCACUUCCAUUUAGAUUUGUCCUGUUUUUUGAAAACUGCAGAAAAUGAGCCCACAGGCGUUUUCUUCAGAUAUGAUUUGUGUCACUUGUUAGUUUGUGAGAAGGGAAAAAGGAAAAUCUCUCUGACGACCUCGACUCUUCUGUCCAAACAGACAGGAAGAAGAAGCAGCAGCAGCUCUGGUUAGGAACAUUUACACAGUGUGACAAUCAAGGAACUCGUCUUGAUUCAACAAGACACGUGAAGCCGACGCCCCCCCACCGGCUCCAAACUCACCUCCUGUAUCCACACGCAUUAAUCUGCUCACAGUACUGCAGUACAGGCGCUGAACUCAGUCUGACAUGUAUACAAGCAAAACUGGAAAAAAAAAAAAAAAAAAGUCUGCAAUAAAGAAAUGAAUCCUGA
This is a messenger RNA of Labrus mixtus (cuckoo wrasse), 4670 nucleotides long. RefSeq names its product deltex 2, E3 ubiquitin ligase (gene dtx2). The record is from RefSeq and is a predicted model, not a curated record. Gene Ontology annotation, cellular component: nucleoplasm. Gene Ontology annotation, biological process: protein ubiquitination; Notch signaling pathway. NCBI's taxonomy places the organism in Eukaryota, Metazoa, Chordata, Actinopteri, Labriformes, Labridae. The coding region runs from base 265 to 2262 and encodes 665 amino acids. The transcript has 9 exons. Gene Ontology annotation, molecular function: zinc ion binding; ubiquitin protein ligase activity.